GUUUCCACCUAUGCUCAUUCCCCGGUCACGGGUAUGGAUGAUCCCCCUGAUAAUUCCUCUAAAUUUCAUGGUACAGCACGAGAUUUGGUCCAUUCUCGCAAUCGCCCUCCUGAACACCAAUACCAUGCCACUGGCAAACUCCCUAAAUUGUCCUUCUCCACUUUUGAUGGCACUGAUCUCAAACUCUGGAUUACUUGUGCUGAGGAUUAUUUCACUAUGUACUCUGUUCACCCCUCUGUGUGGAUCCAAUGCUCUCGCAUGCAAUUCGUUGGCCCGGCCAAACGGUGGAUCCAGUCUGUGACUGAUGAGCUUAAGAACAUGCAGUGGUCCGAGUUUUGCCAGGCUUUGCACGUUCGUUUUGAUCGAGAUCAGCAUGAAAUUCUUCUUCGCAAAAUGAACCGCAUCCACCAAAUAUCCUCAGUUCAAGACUAUGUAGAUCGUUUCGCUGAGCUUGUAGAUCAGCUUAAAGCCUAUGACUCCACAGCCAAAUCCUUACCCCACAUCACUCGCUUCAUUGAUGGCUUGCAUUCUGAAAUUCGUGUUGUACUUCUUGUUCAACGUCCUUCUUCGCUGGAUACUGCGUAUACGUUGGCUUUGUUGCAGGAAGAGGCAAUGGAGUCUUCAAGACGUCGCGAUUCCAGGCCUUGGAAUCCAAAGGGAGGCUAUUCGCGUGGGGAUCGUUCAGGCGUGGUGGAACCUGACAAGCAUGCUUCUGCCAUGAAGCCCCUAGACAAGAAGUUGGCUGAUCUCAAGGCUUACCAUCGUGCUCGAGGACUCUGUGAUCAUUGUGGAGAAAAGUGGAGCCGUGAUCACAAAUGUGCAGCCAAGGUGGUGUCUCGGGUGGGUUCUGUGGCAUACAAGCUGUUGCUUCCAGCGUCGUCCUCCAUUCAUCCCGUCUUCCAUGUAUCUCAACUCAAGACGGCCCUCCCUGCUGAUUACACGGUGUCGCCACUUCCUCCGGAUCUGGAAGGCCUUCAGAUUCCAGAGAAGGUACUCCAACGUCGCAUCCGCACGUCUGACAACACCGUUGUACCUCAAGUCCUCAUUCAGUGGUCAAAUCUUCCACGUUCACUGGCGUUGUGGGAAGACUUGGACGCACUGAAGCAGCGCUUUCCACGGGCUCCUGCUUGGGGACAAGCAUCAUCUCUUCGGGGGGAGAGUGUUAGCAACGAUGGGGAACCAGGCGUGCCCGAGGAGGAAACCAGUACGACAAGGCCAAGACAAAGCGGUCGAACCAAACGUCCCAAUGUGCUGAUUAGCGGACCAGAGUGGGCGUGAGCCGUAGGCUAGCGCAGCUGCGUCUGCGGGCUCACACCAGGCGCAACGCCUGUAUAAGACCUGAGACUCUCUCAAGGGAGGGAGAUCAAUCAAACACAGAACCGAAUACUUGUAAUAUCCCUAUUGCUACUUGCGUAUCUGGUUUUCCCUCUACUGCUGUUCUUCCUAAA
Messenger RNA from Sorghum bicolor (sorghum), 1448 nucleotides. RefSeq lists its product as uncharacterized. The transcript has 2 exons. Lineage: Eukaryota; Viridiplantae; Streptophyta; Magnoliopsida; Poales; Poaceae. The record is from RefSeq and is a predicted model, not a curated record. Bases 34 to 1278 code for a protein of 414 amino acids.